AUGCGAUGUCACGCGGGUGGAGACAGUGUUGCCAUGACAUUCCAUGAGGCAUCAGAUACUUGCUCGCGGGGCCGCGGCGGAGGGCAUCGUGCUGCCCUGCUCGCUGCUCCUCGCCCGCGGGUCUGCGCGCUCGCCCACCUGAGUCGCGGCCGGGGCCGCGGGGCCACGCGCUCAGCCGCCACCUGGAAGGAAGAGGCAGUCUCAGCUAGGAGAUGGGGAGCGGGCGAAGUUGACGAGCUCCCCACCCACGCUGCGCCCCUCCUGCACAGAGGUGCGCCGCCCCCUCCGGGGGUGUCCGCGCGCGACCCUGCCCCAGGUGUGCAGGGGACACUCCGCCCCCCGGGACCUGAAAACUUCACCCCAAGUCCGAAGAGUGGGCUCCGAGGGCGGUGCCCAGAGCCGGACUCUGGACUCCGCGCAGGGGAAGCCGUCCCGGCGGCUGGCGAGGCCGUCGGAGGGCGGGGACCCGCUGGAAACUUUAUCAUCAUCAUAGGACUGAUCACGUUUUGCUGUUUUCUCUCUCCGCAGGGGCUGCAGCCAGCGGUCUGUCGCGCGUGCUUGUUUGCCAAAGGAGGCGCCCCCGGGAGAAGACCCGCAGGGGAGUUGUUUCUCCGGGGGAGCCCUGCAGCCCAGCCGAGGGGUCUGGGCGGCCUGGAUGCGCAGGACCCAGCCCCGCAGCCGCUGACGCCCGGCGGCGGCGAAGGCCUGGGCGGUGGCCUGGGCGGGGGGCUCGGCGGUGGCGGCGGCAGGAAGGGGUCGGGCCCCGCCGCCUUCCGCCUGACGGAGAAGUUCGUGCUGCUGCUGGUGUUCAGCGCUUUCAUCACGCUCUGCUUCGGGGCGAUCUUCUUCCUGCCCGACUCCUCCAAGCUGCUCAGCGGGGUCCUGUUCCACUCCAGCCCCGCCUUGCAGCCGGCCGCCGACCACAAGCCCGGGCCCGGGGCACGCGCCGAAGACGCGGCGGAGGGGCGAACCCGGCGCCGCGAGGAGGGCGCGCCCGGGGACCCGGCGGCAGCCCUGGAGGACAACUUGGCCAGGAUCCGCGAAAACCACGAGCGGGCUCUCAGGGAAGCCAAGGAGACCCUGCAGAAGCUGCCGGAGGAGAUCCAGAGAGACAUCCUGCUGGAUAAGGAGAAGGUGGCCCAGGACCAGCUGCGUGACAAGACACCGCACAGGGGGCUGCCCCGGGUGGACUUCGUGCCCCCCAUCGGGGUGGAGAGCAGGGAGCCCGCCGACGACGCCGUCCGCGAGAAGAGGGCAAAGAUCAAAGAGAUGAUGAAACAUGCUUGGAAUAAUUAUAAAGAUUAUGCCUGGGGAUUAAAUGAACUUAAACCUAUAUCAAAAAAAGGCCAUUCGAGCAGUUUGUUUGGUAACAUCAAAGGUGCAACUAUAGUAGAUGCCUUGGACACACUUUUUAUUAUGGACAUGAAAAAUGAAUUUCAAGAAGCAAAAUCAUGGAUUGAAAAAAAUUUAGAUUUUAAUGUGAAUGCCGAAAUUUCUGUUUUUGAAGUGAAUAUACGCUUUGUUGGUGGACUACUCUCAGCCUAUUAUCUGUCUGGAGAAGAGAUAUUUCGAAAGAAAGCUGUGGAACUUGGGGUAAAAUUGCUACCUGCAUUUCAUACUCCCUCCGGAAUACCUUGGGCAUUGCUGAAUAUGAAAAGUGGUAUUGGAAGGAACUGGCCCUGGGCCUCAGGAGGCAGCAGUAUUCUGGCAGAAUUUGGAACCCUGCACUUGGAGUUUAUGCACUUGAGCCACUUAUCAGGAAACCCCAUCUUUGCUGAAAAGGUAAUGAAUAUUCGAACAGUACUGAACAAGCUGGAAAAACCACAAGGCCUUUAUCCUAACUAUCUGAAUCCCAGUAGUGGACAGUGGGGUCAGCAUCAUGUAUCAGUUGGAGGACUUGGAGACAGCUUUUAUGAAUAUUUGCUAAAGGCAUGGUUAAUGUCUGACAAGACAGAUCUAGAAGCUAAGAAGAUGUAUUUUGAUGCUGUUCAGGCCAUUGAGACUCACUUGAUCCGCAAGUCUAGUGGGGGACUCACUUACAUCGCGGAGUGGAAAGGAGGCCUCCUGGAACAUAAGAUGGGCCACCUGACCUGCUUUGCUGGAGGCAUGUUUGCACUCGGGGCAGACGGAGCUCCCGAAGGCCUGGCCCAACACUACCUUGAACUUGGGGCUGAAAUUGCCCGUACCUGUCAUGAAUCUUAUAAUCGCACAUUUAUGAAACUGGGGCCAGAAGCUUUCAGAUUUGACGGUGGUGUUGAAGCCAUUGCUACAAGGCAAAAUGAAAAAUACUACAUCCUACGGCCAGAAGUUAUUGAGACUUACAUGUAUAUGUGGCGACUGACUCAUGAUCCAAAGUACAGGAAAUGGGCCUGGGAAGCUGUAGAGGCUCUGGAAAGUCACUGCAGAGUAAAUGGGGGCUAUUCAGGCCUAAGGGAUGUUUACCUCCUUCAUGAGAGUUAUGAUGAUGUGCAGCAGAGUUUCUUCCUGGCAGAGACACUAAAAUAUUUGUACUUAAUAUUUUCUGAUGACAAUCUCCUUCCACUGGAACAUUGGAUCUUCAAUACUGAAGCACAUCUUCUCCCUAUACUCCGUACAGAAAAAAAGGAAAUUGAAGUCAAAGACAAAUAAAAAGACAUUUUAUAUUUUACUCUGCUUCAUUCCCUUCACUGCAUACCUUAAUAAUUCCUUUUCUGGUAAUCAGACACAUGAUGAACUUUUAUUAGUAGGUCUGUGAUUAUUCUAAGUUCCAAAAUUGUUUUGCAGUCUUUUAUGUUUAUCAUAGACAUAGAUGGACCGAAAUCCCUAUUAUAUCCUUUAUUAUUCAGCCAGUGGAUCCACAGGUUUUAUUUUGCUUAUUUGUUUUGAAGUAACCUAUUAUCUCUGGCAUUCAUGAAGGUGUAAUAUUAUUUUUAUUAAACUGAACAGAACGGUAUACCAAUGACCUCUUAAUUACAAUUUGAUUUGACUGCAAAACUUUUUCCUCCUCUAUGAGGAGAUGAUGUCUGCUUUAAGCUGUAAUGUUUUGCCAUGUUGCAAAAAGCCAUAAUAAUAAAUUAAGUAUUAAAAAAAGCUUUUUCCUUUUCAAUUUCAUGUUAAUCUGGUUUGUCUAUCCACCAGAGACAGAUCUUAUAAGUGUGACAGCCUCCUUAUGUAGAUCUAUCAUUAUUUGAUAGAGUAUCUUCUAAAAUUCUUCACUCGUAUUGUAAUUCAAAUUAGAAAGUCGUCCCAAAGGAUCAUCUCAUGUUGACCUCAUUUCAUUGGAACUGCAGUAUAUUUUUGUUGGUUAAUUAUAUUAGUGUUUCCCAAUUUGUGAAUUUGUUCUCUAAUUUUACUUUAAAUGCCCUGUGUCAUUUCCGGAUCAUGUACUGGUUAAUUUCUUCCAGUCCCUACUACACAGCGAAGCGAGCUCUCACGUUUUGCAGAGCUCUGCUAUUGCUGAAUUACAUUUUUAAAGGGAAAUAGCCUAGCUUUUAAUGUGUUAGCAUUUCCUUUUAACUGGAUAGAUGAAGAAAUUAGGUCUCUCAAAAGAGAGGGUGAGUAUUUCAUAUGGCUUUUAGUUCAUUUGUUUUUAUUUCAUCUUUAAUUUUUUUUUCUUGAGAAAAGAAAGCAUUCCAUUUGGUUCAGAUUUUUCAGAUUUGAAAAAGGCCCUUUCUCAAAUGUAGUAAAUUAUUUCAUUUCAGUUUGUGAAAUCAGGAUUUGACUCUGUGAAAGCAGCAUUGCCAAUUUAUCUAUUCAUGGUCAGUUAAGGAAAAUCUAAUAAACUCUUAGGCCAGAUAAGAUUAUAGUACAUUUAUUAUGGUUAAAUUCAACAUAGAGAUCCUGACUUAGAAGCAACAUACGGGAGUGGACAUUCCCAAUCCUCCACAAUCCUGCAGCAGGUCAAAAUAAUUGUAUAAUUCUUCUAAGCAUAAAGGUUUGAAAUAUGAAUGGUUUUCCCAAGAAUGGAUUUGGUGACACCUUGUGUUUUAUUAUCAUAUUGGUUCAUAACGUAUAUAUAUAUAUUUCCAUGAAAGAGCUGAUAGGAUGGUGUGUAUACUGAAGUAUGAAGAAUGACCACCUAAAUUUUCAGCCUAGAUGGUCAAACAGAGCAGUGCAACCCCAUGGAUUAGGCUGAAGCAUAUGAAAUUGCUACAUUUGUAGUUUUAAAACUGUCUAAUAUCAGGAAUUUCAUGUGCUUCAAUCUAAUAUUUUUUAAGACAGUUAUUUUCUUAGAUGUCAAUAGACUUAAUAGUUUUAGCUAUUUCAGGUUUUGAAAGUGUUUCUAAAGUUUUCCUUUGACAGAACCACCUUGUGACCUGCUCUUUUUUUUUUUUUACUCCCCCCCCCCCAAUAUCGUACAUUGAUGUAGGUCAAAGAAUAAAUAAAAUUAGAAAAUGAAAAAGAUCCUUCAACACAUCACUGUUGUCAUAUUAAUGUGUUUCUGUGACCCAGAAUAACGUCCCCCACAUGUAUCUUCAGCUCACUUAAUGAAAUGAACGGAUAGCAGGAGCCCUUUUUUCCCAGGACUUUAAGGCAAAAUAAAAAAAUUAUUGUCACAAUUGGGCCACAUGUAUUAAGAUUAUAAUUUUCACAUGGAUAUCCUUGGAGUAGCAACAUAAAUUAAUUCAUUUUCUUUGCCUUUCAAUUUUAUUUGAAAGAGCACAAAGCUGUUAGGUAUUUCUGCAGCAGAUGGGUCUCAAAACCAGGUUGUGUGGACACUCUGCACUAUCACGUACCUUUUGUAUCCUGGUAUAAGUAGACAAGAAGCUGUACUACACGCUGCCCUGCCAAUGACGAGUACAGAGUUUUUUCCAUUUUCGAACUUGGAUUUUUUUUAGCAUAAGUCCCACAACACCAAAAAUGUAAACAAGAUAAGAGAUUAAUAUUAUGGUGAUAUAAUUUAAUUAAAGUUAUAUUUUGUAUUAAUUAUCUUAAACUGAAGUCUUUAGUUGAUACUGUCUUUUAUUCAUUUUCAGCAAAACUGUGCAGUUAAAUUUACAUAUGUAUUCAUAUCCUGAAAGAUGAACAAUUAAAAUAGCACUUAAUUCUGUGUUUAUGUGGUAUUUUUUUGAUAUACUUUGUGCAAUUAAUAUUACACAUAUAAGUUGUAUGGCAAUUUACAGAACUCAAUGACUUGGUUUGUCAUGACUUUUUCAUGUGUGUUACCCAUUUUUUUACAUUGAUUAUUUUUGAUUUGUACAUAAAUCCAUUCUGUCAUUUCCAACUUUAUAUAAAUCUCUAAUGUUAUGAGAAGCAUAAUAGAUUGACACAUAAUUUUUAAAAAUUAUAUUUGUAAUAUUUCUCUAUUGUGAAUAAAGUCUUUUAAUAUAUCUC
Molecule: messenger RNA, 5313 nt
Organism: Galeopterus variegatus (Sunda flying lemur)
Lineage: Eukaryota; Metazoa; Chordata; Mammalia; Dermoptera; Cynocephalidae
Gene: MAN1A1
Product: mannosidase, alpha, class 1A, member 1
Exons: 14
Coding region: 1-2628 (875 amino acids)
Biological process (GO): carbohydrate metabolic process; N-glycan processing
Cellular component (GO): Golgi membrane; endoplasmic reticulum; extracellular exosome
Molecular function (GO): mannosyl-oligosaccharide 1,2-alpha-mannosidase activity; calcium ion binding
Source: RefSeq, a predicted model, not a curated record